Messenger RNA from Cynocephalus volans (Philippine flying lemur), 2247 nucleotides. RefSeq names its product solute carrier family 26 member 3 (gene SLC26A3). Gene Ontology annotation, cellular component: plasma membrane. The transcript is spliced from 20 exons. Gene Ontology annotation, biological process: transmembrane transport. Lineage: Eukaryota; Metazoa; Chordata; Mammalia; Dermoptera; Cynocephalidae. The coding region runs from base 1 to 2247 and encodes 748 amino acids. Gene Ontology annotation, molecular function: chloride transmembrane transporter activity; bicarbonate transmembrane transporter activity; oxalate transmembrane transporter activity. The record is from RefSeq and is a predicted model, not a curated record.
AUGAUCGAACCCAUUGGGAAUCAGUAUGUGGUGGCCAGGCAAGUGUAUUCUUCCAGUGCUUUUGGGGAAGAACAUAAGAAGAAAUAUAGACAUCGUAAGACAUUUCUGGAUCAUCUCAAAGUGUGUUGUAGCUGUUCCACACAAAAGGUCAAGAGAAUUGCCCUCUCUUUGUUCCCCAUAGCAUCUUGGUUACCAGCAUACAAGCUAAGGAGAUGGCUGCUCAGUGACAUCUGUUCUGGUAUCAGCACAGGGAUAGUGGCUGUAUUGCAAGGUUUAUCAUUUGCUCUGCUGGUCAACAUUCCUGCAGGCUAUGGGUUGUAUGCAGCCUUUUUCCCAAUCAUAGUAUACUUCUUCUUGGGCACUUCUAGACACAUAUCUGUAGGUCCAUUUCCAGUUCUGAGUGCGAUGUUGGGAGCAGUAGUUUCAAGAAUAGUGUCAACUGCCAAUACAAAUUCUAUGCAACUGUCUAAUGAUACCUCAGUGAUUGAUGAUGAUACGAAGGCAGUGUUGGCGGCUACGACAAUUACAGUCCUUUCUGGAAUCAUACAGCUUGCCUUGGGAGCUCUCCGGGUCGGAUUUGUAGUGAUAUACCUAUCUGAGCCCCUAAUCAGUGGCUUCACCACUGCUGCCGCUGUUCAUGUUUUGGUUUCCCAACUCAAAUUCCUUCUUCAGCUGACAGUCCCGUCAUAUACUGAUCCAUUUUCAUUUUUCAAAGUACUAAUUUCCAUAUUCUCACAAAUACAGAAGACUAAUAUUGCAGACCUUGUGACAUCUGUGAUUGUUGUGGUCGUUGUAUCUGUGUUUAAAGAGAUAAAUGACCACUUCAAAGCGAAACUUCCAGUGCCUAUCCCAAUCGAAUUCAUUGUGACUGUGAUCGCAACAGGCCUGUCCUAUGGCUUUGACUUCCAGAACAGGUUUAAUGUGUCUGUGGUUGGGAGUAUGCCAACUGGAUUCCAGCCUCCUACUACACCUGAUGUGCAAAUUCUUCAAGACACCAUAGGAGAUAGCUUCAGCAUUGCAAUUGUCGGCUUUGCAGUGGCCUUUUCAGUUGCCCGUUUCUAUUCCCUCAAACAUGAUUAUAAGAUUGAUGGCAAUCAGGAGUUAAUAGCCUUGGGAUUGAGUAAUAUAGUAUGUGGCUCAUUCGGAGGAUUUUCCGGGAGCACCGCCCUCUCCAGAUCAGCGAUUCAGGAGAGCACAGGAGGCAAAACACAGAUUGCUGGGAUUAUCUCUGCUGUCAUUGUGCUGAUUGUCAUAGUUGGCAUUGGAUUUCUUCUGGAGCCACUACAAAAGUCUGUCCUGUCGGCUUUAGCCCUUGGAAACUUAAAGGGAAUGCUGAUGCAGUUUACUGAAAUAGGCAGAUUAUGGCGAAAGGAUAAAUAUGAUUGUUUAGUUUGGAUCAUGACCUUCACCUUGACCAUUGUCCUGGGACUCGCGUUAGGCCUGGCAGCUAGUGUGGCGUUUGAGCUCCUGACCAUCGUGUGGAGGACCCAGUUUCCAAAAUGCAGCACACUGGCUAAUGUCGGAAGGAGCAACAUCUAUAAGAAUAGAAAAGAUUAUCCUGACAUGUAUGAGCCAGAAGGAGUGAAAAUUUUCAGAUGUCCAUCGCCCAUCUACUUUGCAAACAUUAAUUUCUUUAAGCAGAAAGUUAUCAAUGCUAUUGGCUUUAGUCCACUUCGAAUUCUACGCAAACGCAACAAAGCUUUGAAGAAAAUCCGAAAACUGCAGAAGGAAGGCCUGCUACAAGUGACACCAAAAGGAUUCAUAUGUACCGUUGAUAGCAUAAGAGAUUCUGAGGAAGAGGUGGACAACAAUCAGAUAGAAGAACUGGAUCAGCCGGUCAAUACUACAGAUCUGCCCUUCCAGAUAGACUGGAAUGCUGAUCUUCCUUUCAACAUUGUCGUCCCCAAAAUCAGCCUGCACAGCCUCAUUCUCGAUUUUUCAGCAGUGUCCUUUCUUGAUGUUUCUUCAAUGUCUGGUCUCAAAAAGAUGUUUCAAGAAUUUAUCAGGAUCAAGGUAGAUGUGUAUAUUGUUGGAACUGAUGAUGAUUUCAUUGAGAAGCUUGCUCAGUGUGAGUUUUUUGAUGAUGAAAUCAAGGACUCAAUGUUUUUCUUAACAAUUCAUGAUGCUGUUUUGCAUAUUUUGAUGAAGAAGGAUUACAACACUUCAAAGUUUAAUUCCAGUCAGGAAAAAGAAAUAAAAUCUGAUUUUACCAUAAACACAAAUGGAAGUUUACGUAAUCGGGAAUAA